AUGUCUGCUUCAGAAUACUACGACACAUUGUUUCCCUUCUACCCAACAUACGGUACAAUUCCGGCAGGUACGGACGCGUUCGAGGACGACGACGCUCUCAAUUCCCAAGGGGAAACUAGUCUCUAUUUCCCACCAGCAUUCUCUGGCUUGGCUACCCCUCCAAUGGAACGGUUCAAUGCCGCAAUUCCUCUGUACGAUCCCGACUUUAUGAUGUUCGCCUUCCCAUUCGACCAGCCCGAGGAAUCCUUCGUUUCGCCUGUCAAUGCUUUUAUUCCCCGACCUUCAGUCUACGAUGCGACUGCCGCUUCUUAUCAAGAGGAUUUUACUCAGGACAUCGAUUUCACUGGUCCAAUGGUCGUCCAACGCGAAUUCACAGCUCCGAGUGCCACGACCAUGCUAGCAACUCCUCCCGUGACUCCGCAGCAGCGGCGAACUGGCAAGCCUCGCAGCAGUAAUCGAUUCGAACCGUAUGACCUUCGUGAUCGUUCUACUGGCAAGUGCUCCGAGGACCUUCGGCCGGCUCGGUCUACGUCCCCAUCUCCGAGUCCCCGCUCGACUACGCGUGCUCAGGAGGGUUCAGCGAAUGCUCCGGUUGUCCUCAAGAGCGAUACUGUAGCAGCUUCCGUUCCUUCCUCUACUCCGGCUUCGUCGUCAACUGCUCUGAAGUCAGGAUUUACCAUCAAAAAGAAGAUCUCUAGGGCUAAGCUCGGCAAGAAGCCUUUGCGGAAGGUGCCUAAGGCAAUCCCGUUUACAAUGACCCUUCGGGCACGGAAAAGGAGGAGGCAAAGAUACUCGGUGUAA
Guyanagaster necrorhizus is the source of this 801-nucleotide messenger RNA. RefSeq lists its product as uncharacterized. The transcript has 6 exons. Bases 1 to 801 code for a protein of 266 amino acids. The record is from RefSeq and is a predicted model, not a curated record. Lineage: Eukaryota; Fungi; Basidiomycota; Agaricomycetes; Agaricales; Physalacriaceae.